AUUCAAUAUUUAUCAAACCUUCUCUAACAACUAACAGGAGUGGACAUUUCUUCAAAUUAGUUGAUGUUUGGUUGAUGAAUUAAAAGAUAUCAAAUUUUCCUAUGUCAUACAUAACAUAUCAUAUGUUAUGAUAUGAGGCCAAAUUAAAAAAAGUGGACUAAAAGGGAAGGGGAGAAUAAGAAAGAAGUUGGUAAAUGAGAGAAAAAGAAUACUCCACAUUAUUUAUUUGUAUCCACAGCCUUGGACAGAAUUGAAGGUGAAGAAAGCAAAUUCAAUGGAGUGGAAGAAUUAUUAUUUGGAUGUUAUAUUGGUUUCUUCUGGUCUUCUCUUAACCUUCGUUUAUCAUACUUGGUUAUGGUACAAGGUUAAAACUCAGCCACUCGCCACCUUCAUCGGAGUUAAUGCCGCCGUUCGACGCCGAUGGAUCUCUGCCAUGCUUGAGGACAUAGACAAGAAGAACAUUCUUGUAGUCCAAACCCUAAGGAACAUGAUAAUGGGUUCCAGCCUGAUGGCGACCACCUCGAUCCUUCUCUGCGCCGGGCUCGCCGCAGUCCUCAGCAGCACGUACAGCAUAAAAAAACCGCUGACGGACACCGUGUACGGCGCACACGGCGAGUUCACAUUGGCUCUAAAGUUCAUAAUAAUCUUAACCAUAUUCGUGUUAUCAUUCUUCUUCCACACCUUAUCAAUUAGGUUUAUGAACCAAGCCAGCCUUCUAAUAAGCGCCCCAUUGCAGCCCUUAUCUGUGCUAACAGAGCAACAUUUGGUGGAGAUUUUGGACAAAGGAUGUGUUUUGAAUAUCAUUGGAAAUAGAGUGUUCUAUUUGGCUCUCCCAUUGGUGCUUUGGACUUGUGGGCCUUUGCUUGUUUUCUUAGGGUUUGGAGUGAUGGUUUUUGUGCUUUAUAAUCUUGAUUUUGUGUGUAACAAGAGAAGUAGCAACAUUAAGUUCUCGAAUAACAUGAAUCAUGAGAUUGUUUGA
Molecule: messenger RNA, 979 nt
Organism: Benincasa hispida (wax gourd)
Lineage: Eukaryota; Viridiplantae; Streptophyta; Magnoliopsida; Cucurbitales; Cucurbitaceae
Source: RefSeq, a predicted model, not a curated record